AAUUGCAUGUUUUCCCCAUUUAAUUAUCAAAAUGUCAUACAAAAAUGAAUUAUAACACUAAUGGAAUUGACGGUGGUCAUCUUCUGGGUUGCUGAGUAAUCAUUGCCCUGAUGAUCGAGGCGGCACCACCUCUCAAACGUCAAUGAACUUAUGCCAGACUACAUGGUGCAACAACCGAUAAGACAGCCAUCAUCAUGCUUGCUGCCAUGAGAACCUCAAAUCUCACUUAGUAAUGGAAUUGUAAAAUAUUUACUGGUCUUUUUUCUCUGUACAAAUUAGUUAAGGACACUACUUUAAUUUAAUGUAAGUUUUAUUUUAUUUCUAUCUUCGCAUUUUUGUAUUGUUCAAAUCAGGACACCUCUCACGAGAUGGUCGUAGCUUGUUGCCGAUUCCUGUGCCACUUCUGCAGGACUUCUCGUCAGAACCAGAAGGCUAUGUUUGACCAUUUUGCAUUUCUUCUGGAGAAUAGUAACAUUCUUCUCUCGCGACCAUCUCUGCGUGGCAGUACGCCUCUGGAUGUGGCUUAUUCCUCACUCAUGGAAAAUACUGAAUUGGCUCUUGCACUUAGAGAACAUUACUUGGAGAAAAUUGCCAUCUAUCUUUCCCGUUGUGGUUUGCAAUCCAACUCUGAGCUUGUUGAGAAAGGAUAUCCAGACUUGGGAUGGGAUCCAGUGGAAGGAGAGAGAUAUUUAGAUUUCUUGAGAUUCUAUGUCUGGGUCAAUGGUGAGAGUGUAGAAGAAAAUGCUAACCUUGUGAUCCGUCUUCUUAUACGUCGCCCAGAGUGCUUAGGUCCGGCACUAAGAGGAGAAGGAGAAGGCUUGCUGAGAGCUGUCAUGGAAGCAAAUAAGAUGUCAGAGCGCAUUGCUGAUAGGAGGAAGCUGAUGGAUGAAGCAGAAGGAACGAUGUCCAUAUUACAGUUUGAACAUCCACUGCCUGAGAGCGAUGAAGAUGAAGACUACAUUGACACUGGAUCUGCCAUUCUGAACUUCUACUGUACUUUGGUGGAUUUGCUGGGGCGCUGUGCUCCAGAUGUUUCUGUUAUUGCGCAGGGCAAAAAUGAGUCUCUUCGAGCAAGAGCCAUUCUGCGGUCGCUGGUGCCUCUGGAAGACCUACAGGGGGUGCUGAGUCUGAGGUUCACCCUUACAAAUCCUGCAGCAGGAGAGGAACGGCCUAAGAGUGAUAUGCCAUCUGGUCUCAUUCCUGGCAAUAAACAAAGCAUAGUACUCUUCCUGGAGAGAGUUUAUGGUAUUGAGACCCAAGAACUGUUCUACAAACUCCUGGAAGAUGCGUUCCUUCCUGAUCUCCGUGCGGCGACUAUGUUGGACAGAAAUGAUGGCUAUGAAUCUGACAUGGCACUGGCAAUGAAUCGUUACAUUGGUAAUUCCAUCUUGCCACUCCUCAUCAAACACUCCUCGUUCUACAAUGAAGCUGAUGAUUAUGCCAAUUUGCUGGAUGCCACUCUGCAUACAGUGUACAGACUGUCCAAAAACAGAAUGCUUACCAAGGGCCAGAGAGAAGCCGUGUCAGACUUCCUUGUGGCUCUUACCAGCCAAAUGCAACCAAGCAUGUUACUAAAGUUACUGAGGAAGCUUACCAUUGACGUUUCCAAGCUGUCAGAGUACACCACUGUAGCCCUCAGAGUAUGUAUACAUAGUGUGAAAUGUUUUUUCUUCAUCAUCAUAUUUUGGGGAAGAACUUGUUAGUUAUAUGAAGAUUCU
Molecule: messenger RNA, 1718 nt
Organism: Zootermopsis nevadensis
Lineage: Eukaryota; Metazoa; Arthropoda; Insecta; Blattodea; Termopsidae
Source: RefSeq, a predicted model, not a curated record